AUGACUAUUGCUGCAUAUGCGUAUGAAACAAAUGAAGCAAGAAGAGCACAUGAACUAGUAAACGAAAACUCAACUUUAACCAUUGAAGGCAAUGAUUUAGUCAUUGACGAUGGAAAAACUAAAAAAGUCAUUGAUUUCGAUACUUUUAACACUUAUGACCCAUUCAUUACAAUAAGUAAAGUUCCUAUCAUAAAUGAUGGAACGGUGCAAUAUAUAAAUUCUACAGUAGAUGCCUCAUUAGUGAAAGUAUUAAAUGUUCUCAUUGAAUUGUUAAAGAGCUUUCGAUUUGACGACAACAUUAAAUGCCUAAAGAAUUUAGUCAUGAAUGAGAAACAAAUUCUCGGCGUUGCUGGUAGCAGUAAUGAUGUACACCUUAUGACAUUAGAAUAUUAUAACGAACAUAAAGAUGAACUGAAAGGAGAGAAGGGUGACACCGGACCUCAAGGACCACAAGGAAUACAAGGAAUACAAGGAAUACAAGGACCUCAAGGCGAAAACGGUUUGGAUGGUGAAGAUGGAAAGGAUGGAAAAACUGCUAAAUCAUGGAUAUGGAACCUUAUAAAUACUGGUUUAACAGCUGCUUCAUAUGGAGUUCUUCAAUACCAAAUCGGAAAGAUAUGGGCAGUACUUGGUGAAGAAGUUUUAGAUGACGUUAAAAAUGCUUUGAACUUCAUUUCAAAUGGUUCGGAUACUAUUAAAACUUUAUCUGGUUGGAUGCAAGAAACAAGGAGUCAAAUAGAUACUGUAAGACGUAUAGCAAACAAUGCACGUACGGGAUUGGAUACUUUACGAGAAGCACAAAAUACACUAAAGGAAGCAAAUGAUAUUCUUGGCUCAGUAUCAGACAUGCAUGAAGAUUGGCUUAAAG
This is a messenger RNA of Trichomonas vaginalis G3, 868 nucleotides long. RefSeq names its product organellar and viral DNA polymerase type B. The transcript has a single exon. The record is from RefSeq and is a predicted model, not a curated record. The annotation marks the transcript as partial. Lineage: Eukaryota; Parabasalia; Trichomonadida; Trichomonadidae.